Messenger RNA from Salvia splendens (bonfire salvia), 926 nucleotides. RefSeq names its product serine carboxypeptidase-like 18. The record is from RefSeq and is a predicted model, not a curated record. The coding region runs from base 43 to 804 and encodes 253 amino acids. The transcript has 8 exons. Gene Ontology annotation, molecular function: acyltransferase activity, transferring groups other than amino-acyl groups; serine-type carboxypeptidase activity. NCBI's taxonomy places the organism in Eukaryota, Viridiplantae, Streptophyta, Magnoliopsida, Lamiales, Lamiaceae. Gene Ontology annotation, biological process: secondary metabolic process; proteolysis.
CUCGAGUAUUUUCAUAUUGUGUUUUGUGAUUCAAUUAUUGUAAUGUGUUUCCACCUGCUCGCGGCGGUGACCGUCGCAUUCUGGCUAGCGGUUCAGUCGCAUUCUCUAAUUCAAACUCUGCCUGGUUUUCCCGGCAAACUUCCCUUCAAACUUCAUACUGGGUAUGUUGGUGUGGGAGAAUCAGAAGAAAUACAACUGUUUUACUACUUUAUUGAGUCCCAAAGGAGCCCUACAAGUGAUCCCCUUUUCAUUUGGCUCACCGGCGGUCCUGCCUGUUCCGGUCUUUCUGCAAUCCUUUAUGAGAUUGGACCUAUCCAAAUUGAUUAUGCUAACCCCAAUGGGAGCAUACCUGCCCUCGUGUUGAAUCCAUAUUCUUGGACUAAGGUAGCCAACAUUAUAUUCAUAGACCAACCUGUUGGUACUGGAUUUUCGUAUGCAAAAACUCAACAAGCUUAUAAGACCAGCGACACUCUUUCAGCUACGCUUACUUAUGAUUUCCUUAAAAAGUGGUUUAUAAAUCAUCCCCAAUAUUUGAAGAAUCCGCUGUAUAUUGGUGGUGGCUCUUAUGCUGGCCUUAUUGUCCCUCUUGUUGUCGACCACAUAUAUAAUGGUAUUGAAGCCGGGAGCGAACCUCCUUUGAAUAUCAAAGGCUAUGUACUGGGAAAUCCAUUUACUGAUGUUAAUGGAACGUCGGGAGAAGUGAAUGGAAGAGUUGCUUAUGCUUAUCGAAUGGGACUCCUGUCAGAUGAAUUCUACAUGUCUGCUAGAGAAAAUUGCAAUGGUAAUUACCUGAACAUUCUGUGAAAGUGUGUCCAUGCAAACUACUGGAGCUCAGCUUCUGAGCUCGGAAAUGAAGCUCGGCUUUGAGUCCGGUUGUGAUCGAGUGGUGGAGCCUCGGCAGCUCCGAGAAGAGAUCAAGAAAUAAA